AUGAGUAGACAAAUUGAGCAGGCAUUGCUAUCAAUGAUGCCGACAUAUGGCUCAGAUCUGCCACCCUCCCUUGUGGAACUGGCAGGGUCCUUGCUUGCCCAAUCUCGACACCGGGCAAGCACAUUGAAGGCAGAGGAAGAGAUAGCUCGACAUCUGAAGAUCACUCUUGACUUGCCACCUAUUGAACCUCGUCCCCCAAUUCCCCCGCGUAUCUACAAACGGCUGUAUACCCAUUUGGACAAUAUCUUGCCCAAUCCUACAGCUACACCAAGGUCAACCCGAAAUAGAGCUCCAAGCUCCAAGAAACGCGACAAGGACACACCCUCAAAGUCGGAGACCCGCCGGAUACCAUCAAGAGGAACUCCAACAAAGGAGGCAGCCCUGGCUCCGUUCCGUACGACACCAAAAAAUGGCGGUACCUCUGCCAAAGGACACAUCCUCGACUCGCAAAACUCGAAUGGCCAUCUACACCCCUGGAUUCAACCAGUCAUUCGAUUCAUGUGUGCCGAGUCGGAUCACAAACGGCUUGCACCAACGGUUUUCGCUGGUAUGGAGCAUAUCCUCACACAAGAGGGCCGCCCAACCCAAGACCAGUGGGUUAUUCAUCACGUAACCGACCUAUUAGCAGCCGUGUACUUUUUCGUCAUUAUGCGUGUUCGAUCAAUCACGUCUGGUGCCAAGAUUGACCGCGAGGGAUAUGUACCGCUUCGAAAAGAGAUUCUUGCUCUUGUGGCCAAGGCCAAUCAAGAAGUUGCCGUACCUGAUGUGGAUGAAUCCGACGCCUGGGAAGGCUGGAGUGACCUCAAGUCUCGAGACUUUGAUGCCGCUGUGGCCAAGGUCAAUGAGAAUGAUUGGUUGGCUGGCGAUUGGUAUGAUGGGAUUGUUGACGUGAUUAGCUCUACCGUAAGGACAGAUGCAGACCUGUCAGAUGAUGAUGUCGAGAACUCAGAGGCUCUCCUGCCUACCCGGCGUGCGGAUACAAUGCUCCAAGAACGAUAUGACUUGUUGAGCGAGGCUAGAAAAUCAGACUUUAUUGUGUGGCGUGACAUCAUGCUCGACAGGAUUGCACAGGCAACGCCCGUACAAGUCGUCAUGGAGGCUGACAUUUGA
Molecule: messenger RNA, 1110 nt
Organism: Metarhizium robertsii ARSEF 23
Lineage: Eukaryota; Fungi; Ascomycota; Sordariomycetes; Hypocreales; Clavicipitaceae
Product: origin recognition complex subunit 6
Exons: 2
Coding region: 1-1110 (369 amino acids)
Biological process (GO): DNA replication
Cellular component (GO): nuclear origin of replication recognition complex
Molecular function (GO): DNA binding
Source: RefSeq, a predicted model, not a curated record